Galeopterus variegatus (Sunda flying lemur) is the source of this 6473-nucleotide messenger RNA. It is a transcript of the gene ACAN, whose product is annotated as aggrecan. The transcript has 18 exons. The record is from RefSeq and is a predicted model, not a curated record. Gene Ontology annotation, molecular function: hyaluronic acid binding. NCBI's taxonomy places the organism in Eukaryota, Metazoa, Chordata, Mammalia, Dermoptera, Cynocephalidae. The coding region runs from base 1 to 6333 and encodes 2110 amino acids. Gene Ontology annotation, biological process: cell adhesion.
AUGACCACUUUACUCUUGGUUUUUGUGACUCUGAGGGUCAUCACUGCAACCAUCUCAGUAGAAGUUUCAGACCAUGAGAACUCGCUGAGUGUGAGCAUCCCCCAGCCGUCCCCACUGAGGGUCCUCCUGGGGACCUCCCUUACCAUCCCCUGCUACUUCAUCGACCCCAUGCACCCUGUGACCACCGCCCCCUCCACUGCCCCCCUCGCCCCGAGAAUCAAGUGGAGCCGCAUCUCCAAGGAGAAGGAGGUGGUACUGCUGGUGGCCACUGAAGGACGGGUGCGGGUCAACAGUGCCUACCAAGACAGGGUCUCGCUGCCCAACUACCCGGCCAUCCCCAGCGACGCCACCUUGGAAGUCCAGAGCCUGCGCUCCAAUGACUCUGGGAUCUAUCGCUGUGAGGUGAUGCAUGGCAUUGAGGACAGCGAGGCCACCCUGGAGGUCGUGGUCAAAGGUAUCGUGUUCCAUUACAGAGCCAUCUCCACGCGCUACACCCUCGACUUUGACAGGGCGCAGCGGGCCUGCCUGCAGAACAGUGCCAUCAUUGCCACACCUGAGCAGCUGCAGGCUGCCUAUGAGGACGGCUUCCACCAGUGCGAUGCUGGCUGGCUGGCUGACCAGACUGUCAGGUACCCCAUCCACACUCCCCGGGAAGGCUGCUAUGGAGACAAGGACGAGUUUCCUGGUGUGAGAACCUACGGCAUCCGAGACACCAAUGAGACCUACGACGUGUACUGCUUCGCCGAGGAGAUGGAGGGUGAGGUCUUUUAUGCGACGUCUCCAGAGAAGUUCACUUUCCAAGAAGCAUCCAAUGAAUGCCGGCGGCUGGGCGCCCGGCUGGCCACCACCGGCCAGCUCUACCUGGCCUGGCAGAGCGGCAUGGACAUGUGCAGCGCGGGCUGGCUGGCUGACCGCAGCGUGCGCUAUCCCAUCUCCAAGGCCCGACCCAACUGUGGGGGCAACCUGCUGGGCGUGAGGACCGUCUACCUGCACGCCAACCAGACAGGCUACCCCGACCCCUCAUCCCACUAUGAUGCCAUCUGCUACACAGGUGAAGACUUUGUGGACAUCCCAGAAAACUUCUUCGGGGUGGGUGGUGAGGAGGACAUCACUGUGCAGACGGUGACCUGGCCUGACAUGGAGCUGCCGCUGCCCCGCAACAUCACCGAAGGUGAAGCCCGCGGCAGUGCGAUCCUCACCGUGAAGCCCAUCUUCAGCAUCCCCCCCACUGUGCCGGAGCUCGAGGAGCCCUUCACAUCAGCCCCUGACAUAGGGGCCACCGCCUCCCCUGAGGCUGAGAACAGGACUGGAGAGACCACCAGGCCCUGGAGCUUUCCCGAAGAAUCCACACCCGGGCUGGGCUCUGCCACGGCCUUCACCAGCGAGGACCUGGUCGUGCACGUGACCGCUGCCCCAGGUGCAGCCGAGGUCCCUGGGCAGCCACGCUUGCCAGGGGGGGUCGUGUUCCACUACCGCCCAGGAUCCACCCGCUACUCGCUGACCUUCGAGGAGGCGCAGCAGGCCUGCCUGAACACCGGGGCGGUCAUGGCCUCGCCCGAGCAGCUCCAGGCCGCCUACGAAGCAGGCUACGAGCAGUGUGACGCCGGCUGGCUGCAAGACCAGACUGUCAGAUACCCCAUUGUGAGCCCACGGACCCCGUGUGUGGGUGACAAGGACAGCAGCCCGGGGGUCAGGACCUACGGCGUGCGCCCGUCAUCAGAAACUUACGAUGUCUACUGCUAUGUGGAUAAGCUGGAGGGGGAGGUGUUCUUUGCCACACGCCUCGAGCAGUUCACCUUCCAGGAAGCAGUGGAGUUCUGUGAAUCCCACAACGCCACACUGGCCACCACUGGCCAGUUGUACGCCGCCUGGAGCCGUGGCCUGGACAAGUGCUAUGCCGGCUGGCUGGCUGAUGGCAGCCUCCGCUACCCCAUCGUCACUCCACGGCCCGCCUGUGGUGGGGACAAGCCAGGAGUGAGAACCGUCUACCUCUAUCCCAACCAGACAGGCCUCCCAGAUCCACAGUCCCGGCACCACGCCUUCUGCUUCCGAGGUGUUUCAGCAGUGACCUCUCCAGGAGAAGAGGAGCGUGGCACACCCACAGCACCAUCUGCUGUAGAGGACUGGAUUACUACCCAAGUAGUGCCUGGUGUGGCUGCUGUCCCCUCGGGAGAGGAGACAACUGCAGUCCCAGACUUCACCAUUGAACCAGAAAACCAGACAGAAUGGGAGCAAGUCUACACCCCAGGGGCCACAUCCCCACUGCCAGAGAUCCCUCCUACCUGGCCUCCCACUGGCACAGCAACAGAGGAAAGCACAGAAGGCCCUUCUACAGCUGAAGUUCCCUCUGCCUCGGAGGAGCCAUUCCCCUCGGAGGGGCCGUACACACUUUCACCCCCAGUGCCCAGUGGGACUCAGCUACCAGGCUCUUGGGAGGCAUCUGGGGCCCCUGACAUCAGUGGUGACUUCACAGGCAGUGGAGAAGCUUCAGGACACCCUGACUCCAGUUGGCAGCCCUCAGGGAGCAGUGCAAGUGGACUGCCAUCUGAAGACCUGGAAUCCAGUGGUCUCACCUCCACAGUGGGCUCAGGCCUGCCCAUGGAAAGUGGAUUGGCCUCUGGAGAUGAAGAUAGAAUUGAGUGGUCCAGCACUCCUAAGGUUAGUGAGCUGCCUUCUGGAGGUGAGGGCCUGGAGGUCUCUGCUUCUGGAGUAGGGGACCUCAGUGGACUUCCUUCUGGAGAAGAAGUUCUAGAGACUUCUGCCUCUGGAGUAGGGGACCUCAGCAGGCUUCCUUCUGGAGAAGGUCUAGAGACCUCUGCCUCUGGAGUAGGAGACCUCAGUGGACUUCCUUCUGGAGGGGAAGUUCUAGAAACCUCUGCCUCUGGAGUAGGAGACCUCAGUGGAGUUCCUUCUGGAGGGGAAGUUCUAGAGACCUCUGCCUCUGGAGUAGGAGACCUCAGUGGAGUUCCUUCUGGAGGGGAAGUUCUAGAGACCUCUGCCUCUGGAGUAGGAGACCUCAGUGGAGUUCCUUCUGGAGGGGAAGUUCUAGAGACCUCUGCCUCUGGAGUAGGAGACCUCAGUGGAGUUCCUUCUGGAGGGGAAGUUCUAGAGACCUCUGCCUCUGGAGUAGGAGACCUCAGUGGAGUUCCUUCUGGAGGGGAAGUUCUAGAGACCUCUGCCUCUGGAGUAGGGGACCUCAGUGGACUUCCUUCUGGAGGGGAAGUUCUAGAGAUCUCUGCCUCUAUAGGGGACCUCAGUGGACUUCCUUCUGGAGAAGAAGUUCCAGAGACCUCUGCCUCUGGAGUAGGAGACCUCAGUGGACUUCCUUCUGGAGGAGAAGUUCCAGAGACCUCUGCCUCUGGAGUAGGAGACCUCAGUGGACUUCCUUCUGGAGAAGUUCUAGAGACCUCUGCUUCUGGAGUAGGGGACCUCAGCGGGCUUCCUUCUGGAAAGGAAGGUCUAGAGACCUCAGCUUCUGGAGCUGAGGAUCUCAGUGGAUUGCCUUCUGGAAAAGAAGACCUGGCAGGGUCUGCUUCUGGAACCUUGGAUUUUGGCAGACUGCCUUCUGGAACUGUAGGAAGUGGGAAAGCUCCAGAAGCAAGUGGACUUCCCUCUGGAUUUAGUGGUGAGUAUUCUGGGGUGGACCUUGGAAGCGGCCCGUUCUCUGGCCUGCCUGACUUUAGUGGACUUCCGUCUGGUUUCCCAACUGUCUCUCUAGUGGAAACCACAUUGGUGGAAGUGGUCACAACUACCACUGCAAGUGAACUGGAAGGGAGGGGAACCAUUGACAUCAGUGGUGCAGGAGAAAUAUCUGGGUGGCCCUUCAGUGAGUUGGACAUUAGUGGGGGAGCCAGUGGACUCCCUUCAGGAGCUGAACUCAGUGGCCAAACAUCUGGAUCUCCUGACAUCAGUGGGGAAACAUCUGGACUCUUUGGUGUCAGUGGGCAGCCAUCAGGGUUUCCUGACACGAGUGGAGAAAUAUCUGGAGUGACUGAGCUUAGUGGACUGUCCUCUGGGCAACCAGAUGUCAGUGGAGAAGCAUCUGGAGUUCUUUAUGGUGGUGGCCAACUAUAUGGCAUAACCGACCUGAGUGGAGAAACAUCUGGGGUCCCUGAUCUCAGUGGGCAGCCAUCAGGGUUGCCAGGGUUCAGUGGGAUGACACCUGGAAUCCCUGACCUGGUUUCUAGUGUCAUGAGUGGUAGUGGGGAAUCUUCUGGUAUUACAUUUGUGGACACCAGUUUGGUUGAAGUAACCCCUACUACAUUUAAAGAAGAAGAAGGCUUAGGAUCUGUGGAACUCAGUGGCUUCCCUUCCAGGGAAGCAGAUCUGUCAGGCACAUCUGGGAUAGUGGAUGUCAGUGGACAAUCUUCUGGAACAAUCGAUUUCAGUGGGUUUACCUCCCAGGCUCCAGAAUUCAGUGGCCUACCGCAUGAAGUAGCUGAGGUCAGUGGAGAAGCCUCUGGCGCUGAGACUGGGAGCAGCCUGCCCUCGGGAGCAUAUGAUGGCAGUGGACUUCCGUCUGGUUCCCCCACUGUCUCUCUUGUAGACAGAACUUUGGUGGAAUCUGUAACCCAGGCUCCAACAGCUCAAGAAGCAGGAGAAGGACCUUCAGGCAUUUUGGAACUCAGUGGUGCCCACUCUGGAGCACCAGACAUGUCUGGAGACCAUUCCGGAUUUUUGGACCUAAGUGGGCUGCAGUCCGGGCUGGUAGAACCAAGUGGAGAGCCACCAAGUAUUCCAUAUUUUAGUGGGGACUUUUCCAGCACCACUGAUGUAAGCGGAGACUCCUCUGCAGCCACUGGCACCAGUGGGGAGGCCUCAGGGCUUCCAGAAGUUACUUUAAUCACUUCUGAGUUCAUAGAGGGUGUUACUGAACCUACUGUUUCCCAAGAACUUGGCCAAAGACCCCCUGUGACACACAAACCCCAGCUUUUUGAGUUCAGUGGAGAAGCCUCUGUGUCUGGGGACAUUAGUGGAGCUACACCAACAAUCCCGAGUUCUGGGAUAGAAGAGUCAUCAGUCCCAGAAUCCAGCAGUGAGAUACCUGCCUAUCCUGAGGCUGAGGUGGGGGCAUCUGCUACCCCCGAGGCCAGUGGAGAAGCUUCUGGCUCCCCCGAUCUGAGUAAAACCACGUCUGCCUUCCGUGAAGCUGAUCUGGAGAGAGCCUCAGGCCUGGGGGUGAGUGGCAGCACUUUGACCUUUCAGGAAGGCCCCACAGAGGGGUCGGCUGCCCCGGAAGUGAGUGGAGAAUCAACCACCACCUACAAUGCAGGCACAGAGGCAUCGGGCUUGCCUUUAGCCACUCCCAUGGCUUCUGGGGACAGGACUGAAAUCAGUGGAGACCUGUCUGGUCACACCUCAGGCCUGGAUGUUGUCAUCAGCACCAGUGUCCCAGAGUUCGAGUGGACCCAGCAGACCCAGCGCCCUGCAGAGGCGCAGCUAGAAAUUGAGUCCUCAAGCCCUUUGUACUCAGGAGAAGAGACCCAAACAGCCAAAACAGCCACCUCCCCAACAGACACGUCCAUCCCAGCUUCUCCGGAAGGGACAGGUGAAUCAGUGUCAACCACUGCAGCCCCUGCCAGGUCCUGUGCUGAGGAGCCCUGUGGCGCUGGGACCUGCCAGGAGACAGAGGGACAUGUCAUAUGCCUGUGCCCCCCUGGUCACACUGGCGAGCACUGCAACAUAGACCAGGAGGUAUGUGAAGAAGGCUGGACCAAGUUCCAGGGCCACUGCUACCGCCACUUCCCUGACCGAGAGACCUGGGUGGAUGCUGAGGGCCGGUGUCGGGAGCAGCAGUCACACCUGAGCAGCAUCGUCACCCCUGAGGAGCAAGAGUUUGUCAACAACAAUGCUCAGGACUACCAGUGGAUCGGUCUGAAUGACAGAACCAUCGAAGGGGACUUCCGCUGGUCAGAUGGACACUCCUUGCAAUUUGAGAACUGGCGCCCCAACCAGCCUGACAACUUCUUUGCCACCGGAGAGGACUGCGUGGUGAUGAUCUGGCAUGAGAAGGGCGAGUGGAAUGACGUCCCCUGCAAUUACCACCUGCCCUUCACGUGUAAAAAGGGCACAGUGGCCUGCGGAAACCCCCCCGUAGUGGAGCAUGCCAGGACCUUCGGGCAGAAGAAAGACCGAUAUGAGAUCAAUUCCCUGGUGCGGUAUCAGUGCGCCGAGGGCUUUGUCCAGCGCCACGUGCCCACCAUCCGGUGCCAGCCCAGCGGGCACUGGGAGGAGCCUCGGAUCACCUGCACAGACCCCACCACCUACAAGCGCAGACUACAGAAGCGGAGCUCACGGCCCCCAAGGAGGAACCGCCCCAGCACGACCCACUGAGAGGAGCUUCCAGAACACGCCCAGGAUGCUGAGCCCAGGAGCCUGCAGGCUGACAGUGCGUCCCACCCAGAUGGUGUCCUCUUCUUGUCGCUUUUGUCAUAUAAGGAAUCCCAUUAAAGAAGAAAAAAAUAAAACCCACA